Messenger RNA from Hevea brasiliensis (rubber tree), 1015 nucleotides. Its product is annotated as indole-3-acetic acid-induced protein ARG2. The record is from RefSeq and is a predicted model, not a curated record. The transcript has a single exon. Gene Ontology annotation, cellular component: mitochondrion. Bases 453 to 734 code for a protein of 93 amino acids. Lineage: Eukaryota; Viridiplantae; Streptophyta; Magnoliopsida; Malpighiales; Euphorbiaceae. Gene Ontology annotation, biological process: response to stress.
AAUCAGAGCUCGCUCCUUAUUAAUCAAAUGCUUUAAUUUUGAUUGAGGUGAACCGUUUGAUCAAAACUCAUUCUCUAAUAAUCACCCUUGAUUAACCUCAAUAACUAAUUUUAUUUUUAGUUAAAAAUAACACUAUGAUUAAGCAAGGGCGCCCACGCGGCAACCAAUGCAAAGUUUAAUAUAUCGAAAGCCGAAUUUGACGGGUUCUCUUUAACCCUAGUGGAUGGUGUUCCUAACGCGUCUCGGCCCUUUCUCUAUAUAAAAUCCCUUGAGCCCUCUGCUUUCAUACGCACAACCACGAGAGAGAGAGAGAGAGAGAGCUUCAGUGAUUCCAAGGAGGCAGAGGUUUCUUCAGCUGCUGUGGAAAGGUUUCUUUCGAGGAGAAGAGAAAAGUUUCUGCAGCAGCUUUCUAGCUACCCACCUUCCUUCAACGUCACUCUAUUUGAAUCGCAAUGGCUCGCUCUUUCUCAAACGCAAAGGUUCUUUCUGCUUUGAUCACCAAGGCAAUCAACAGGCGAGGAUUUUCAGCGGCGGCUGCUGCACCUCAAGGAGUUGUGUCCAGCCUGCCUAAAGGAGGAGCUUCCAUGGUCAAGAAAACAGCGGCGGAGAAUAUUGCUUCCGCCGAGAAGGUCUCGUGGGUUCCAGACCCCCGUACCGGAUUCUACAGACCGGAGAAUGUAGCGGAGGAGAUUGAUGUGGCCGAGCUAAGAGCUUUGCUUUUGAAGAAGCAUUGAACAUAGAAACAAAUAAAAAUUCUAAUUCUUGGUUAUAGAUGUAGCGUCAAGAUUCAAGAAACAAGAAAGGAUGGAUAUGUCAAGAAUCGGCCGCGUAUUUUUUCAAGAUUUUUACUUUAUAUCUUCGUUGUCGCUCCUCUGUCCUCUCUGUCUAGGACAAGAAGAAUUUUUACCUUGUAAUUCUUCUUUCUGAUAGGAACUGAAUGAUUCAUUUCAAUAUAGUGCACCUUUUUAUAUAUAUGCAAAACUACCAAGAUUGUAGUUUACUAUUGGGAAGCAAA